CAUCAGAUAUCUUUUAUUUUCUACUUGUUCUUUCCUUUUCAUAACCGUUAAAGAAAUUUUUAACAUAUCAUAAAAUGAGUCAACAGUCUGCUAUCGUACAAGUAGAUCAUAACUCACUCGAUAAUUCUACAAAUUUUAUUGAAAUACAGGAAAUGCACAUCCGAAAAUCCGAACGUUCUAGAGAAAUCUUACCACCGAAGACUACACAAAAUUUCGUUUCUCCGACAGAUAGAAACUUGUCACCAUGUACCAAGCUGUUGCAAGCAAAAAAAGAAAAAAAUUGCAAAAAUUUUAAACCAGUAUUUCUUAGUAACAUUUUCACUAAAGCUUUGAAAGAAGAUCAAGAAAAACAGGCCAAAGCUGAAGUUUCUAAUAUGGAAUCAUCCAAAGAUAUAUGAUUAUUUAUUCUUACAUUACAGUAAGAACAAAUCGUGAUUUUACUAAUUCGACAUAGAAUAAAAAAUUGGAGCAUAUUUUCUUCAUUUUAUAUGUUCACAAUGUUAGAGUGAUUAAACAUUUAUCGUACAU
Molecule: messenger RNA, 528 nt
Organism: Rhizophagus irregularis DAOM 181602=DAOM 197198
Lineage: Eukaryota; Fungi; Glomeromycota; Glomeromycetes; Glomerales; Glomeraceae
Source: RefSeq, a predicted model, not a curated record